GUGUGAUCGCCGUCUAAUUUUGCGUUCAGUCGUAAAGUUCGCGAUGCCAACAGCUUCAUUAAUUAAAAAUAAUCAAAAAAAGUUUUGCGGUAAAUUAAAGAUACAUCAAAAAUGCACAUUUUAACGAGUUUUCAAAUUCGACUUAGUUAACAAGUUUUUGUGUCAAAAAUCGUCAAGUUAAUAAGAAAAAAAGGGGCGACAGUUAAGAGCUAAAAUGUACGGGUUAAUAUUGGAGAAUAUGUCCGAAUACAUCAAACAGACGUAUGGAGAGGAAAAAUGGGAAGAAAUACGAAGAGCCGCGAAUGUGGAACAACCCACCUUUAGUACUCAUCAAGUUUACCCCGAAAAUUUAAUCCCAAAACUUGCAAAGAAAGCCAUUCAGAUUUUAGAGACAACGGAACGGGAAUUUUUCGAUCAAAUGGGAGUAUUUUUCAUCAGUUUCGUUAGUCAAUACGGUUACGAUCGCGUUCUUUCAGUCCUUGGGCGUCACAUGAGAGAUUUCCUAAACGGCUUGGACAAUCUUCACGAAUAUCUAAAAUUUUCUUACCCAAGAAUGCGCGCGCCAAGUUUUAUUUGCGAAAAUGAGACAAGACAAGGACUCACGUUACACUAUAGAAGUAAAAGACGUGGGUUUGUUUAUUACACAAUGGGACAAAUAAGAGAGGUGGCGCGCCAUUUUUACCAUAAGGAAAUGCAAAUUGAGUUGGUCAGGGAGGAAUUACUCUUCGACAUGGUUCACGUCACGUUUCAACUUACUUUCGAUAACAGAGCUUUUACAUUAGCUAGCUUGGCGAUGACACGUGAGGAGAAACAUUUACCAAUAAGCGCAUCGGUUUUAUUUGAGAUUUUUCCAUUUUGUAUAGUUUUUGGUUCGGAUAUGGUUGUUAGAAGUAUUGGAAAUUCUUUAAUGGUUAUAUUGCCAGAUGUUGUAGGAAAAAAGUUAACGAAUUGGUUCGAUUUGGUUCGGCCGUUAAUUGCGUUUAAAUUUCAAACGAUUUUAAAUCGUACAAAUAACAUUUUUGAACUCGUUUCGGUCGAGCCUGUGUUAAAUGAUAGAGUCGAUAAUAAAGAGCGUAAAGAGGUCAUUUUAAGCGAUGAGUUGGACGUAGCUGAAGAUAAAAAUCUUCGUUUAAAAGGGCAAAUGAUUUAUAUGGAUAAUUGGAAGAUGAUGAUGUAUUUAGGAACUCCAGUUAUGCCGGAUCUAAAUUCGUUAAUUAAUUCUGGGCUGUAUAUUAAUGAUUUAUCUAUGCACGAUUUUAGCAGAGAUUUAAUGUUAGCUGGGACGCAACAAUCGGUUGAAUUAAAACUUGCUUUAGAUCAAGAACAGCAAAAAAGUAAAAAAUUAGAAGAGUCAAUGAGAAAAUUGGACGAGGAAAUGCGGAGAACUGAUGAGUUAUUAUAUCAGAUGAUUCCUAAACAAGUUGCUGAUAGAUUAAGAACCGGCGAGAAUCCCAUUGAUACUUGUGAAAUGUUCAACAGCGUAUCAAUACUAUUUUCAGAUGUAGUAACAUUUACUGAAAUCUGUAGUAGGAUAAGUCCAAUGGAAGUUGUUUCAAUGUUAAACGGAAUGUAUUCGUUAUUUGACACAUUAACGGAAAGAAAUAAAGUUUAUAAGGUUGAAACAAUCGGAGAUGCUUACAUGGUCGUUUCUGGGGCACCCGAAAAAGAAGUAAAUCACGCUGAGAAAGUUUGUAAUAUGGCUUUAGAUAUGGUGAAUGCAAUCACAGAUUUAAAAGAUCCAUCAACGGGUCAACAUCUACGCAUAAGAGUUGGAGUACAUUCAGGCGCUGUAGUUGCAGGAAUCGUAGGAUUGAAAAUGCCAAGAUAUUGUCUUUUCGGCGAUAGUGUUAACACAGCUUCAAGAAUGGAAUCGACGAGCGAAGCGAUGAAAGUACAUAUAUCAGAAUCAACGAAAGAUUUAUUAUCGGAUUCUUAUAAAGUUCAGGAAAGAGGUGAAAUCCAAGUGAAGGGUAAAGGAGAGAUGAAAACUUUUUGGUUAGAAGGAAGGUCAUCGAGAAAUUCCCCCCUCAUAUCAUCACCAAUACCAAAGAACGACUUUAAAACAUCACAAAUUGAUAUCGCAACUAGACCAAAAGAUGGAAAAAGUGUUGCAUAUUCACCGAUAACUUUUCAAGAUGUUGCUAGGAGGAGCAUUGUGAGUUCUCCGGUAAAAACGAUAAGUUCAAGAGAAUCUAGAUCGAAUUCUGAAGGAACUGUUAUGACCGGUAAUGAUCCUGGUGAUAUUUUUGGUUCGGUUAUCAAUGUAGCUUUAACAACUUUAGGAAAUCAUGUUGAAAGUAAAUUAAAUGAAUCAAUAAGAAAUGAAACAAUAAAAAAUGAUUCAAUAAAGAAUGAAGUAAAAAAAAAUAAAAUUCAUAAAGAGACUUGUUUAUAUUACAAAAAAGAUGAGAAAGCAAAUGGAAAAUCGAUUGAGAAACCCAAAUUUGAAACAAAAUCAGUUUUAAAAGAAGAAAAAGAGAAAAGUGUGAUGAAAAAAUCGCCAAAUUUUGGUUUGAAAAGUUCGACUAAAUCGAAAAAUUCGCUUAGCGAAGGUAACAUCGCGGUCUGUAUGAUAAACUCUGCAUUACCAAACAGUCAAAGUCAACCUUUUGAUACAAAUAGCAAUAAUAGUCAAAUUCAGGAUCAGUGUUGUUCAUUCGGAGGUGGAAAUAGACAUAAAUUCCAUACGAAUGCUUGUAAUGUUAUGUAGAUACAAAUUUAUAAACAUUUUUUGUAAAUAGUGUUUCUAAUUUCUUUUGUUUGUUGUACAGGGUGAGGCAGAAUGCAGUCUAUGAUUUGAAAUAAUAUCGUAGUAUUUAGUCUUUCAAAGACGUUUUCGGCCACUCUUCUCAGUAUAUCUUGUAAAAUUCCAGUAAAAACGUCUUCAAUAUCCACCUUCAAAGCUUCAAGGUCGAACUUUGUUUACCUCAGCUUUGACGUAUCUCCACAGAAAAGUCACACGGAUUCAAAUCUUGGGAAGUGAAACAUCCUCCCAGUAACAUAUCUUGUUUAACCCAGAAGGCUUUUGUGUCGUGCUCCAUUUUGCGGCUCAAAAAGCUCUCCAACAUGUCAAAAUAACAAGCCGAAUUCACUGUAACAGCUAAUCCUUAGGGCCAAAUAAUGGCUAUAGAGGACACAUCGCACCAAACUGUUGCUUUGAGGCUGUAAAGUUCUUUGAUGCAUUACUGGGUUAUCAGAUGCCCAGUAUCUGUAUGGUGAAUACUGAGAACGAUAUUGCAUUUUGUCCCACCCUGUAUAAUGAGUGUUCGUGAUUUAUAUUCAUCAAAAUCAUCUAAAAAAAUAAGUAUAAUUCAAGAACGUUCAUAUUUUUGAUGAAUCGAUGUCAAUUUGGAAAUAAAUAGGAAGGUUUAAAAAUGUUGUUUGGUGAUAUUCUUAAAUUAAUUAGUUUAAUCGAUUUAUUUAUUUGAAAAAUGCGUUUAACCAUGAAUUAUUUUAUUUACUUACAUGUAACAUAUCAAGGCGUUUCAACAGAAAAUAAAAUAAAUAUAUGUUUAGUAAA
Messenger RNA from Onthophagus taurus, 3520 nucleotides. Lineage: Eukaryota; Metazoa; Arthropoda; Insecta; Coleoptera; Scarabaeidae. The record is from RefSeq and is a predicted model, not a curated record.